AUGGCGAGUGCGACCUUCUCCUUCUCCCUUCUUUCUCACUCUCCUUCUCUGAAACAGACUCCAUUUCUCAGAUAUGGCAAGAGACAGCAGCUUCAACUUCACCUCACAAAUUACAAUUCUACCCCUGCUCGGUACCUAGCCGUGUCGAGAGACGACACCGACACCAACACGCCUCUUCCUCAGGAAACAGAGACCGUGGAACUCGAAGAUGCGAUUGAGAAACGAAGAAGAGAAGAGGAGAAAUUCGCGGUUUUGAAUACUGGGAUCUAUGAGUGUAGAUCAUGUGGUUACAAGUACGAUGAAUCAACGGGUGACCCAUCGUACCCGAUUCCACCUGGGUUUCAGUUUGAUAAGUUGCCUGAAGAUUGGAGAUGUCCGACUUGUGGAGCUGCUCAGAGUUUCUUUGAGAGUAAGAUGGUUGAGAUUGCUGGUUUUGCUCAGAACCAACAAUACGGACUUGGUGGUAAUGCAUUGACUUCUGGUCAGAAAACUGCUUUGAUCUUUGGGAGUCUCUUCCUCUUCUUUAUGCUGUUCUUAAGUGGUUAUUUCAUCCAAUAA
Molecule: messenger RNA, 558 nt
Organism: Microthlaspi erraticum
Lineage: Eukaryota; Viridiplantae; Streptophyta; Magnoliopsida; Brassicales; Brassicaceae
Source: the annotation of a GenBank genome assembly